GACCGUGACCGCCCUAUUCCAAGAGAGCUUUAAGACCUUGGGAUCUUAACACCUUAAACCCUACAGGUAUUUAUCAUCCCUUCGUCGUCUUUGUCUCCGUCUCUCUCAAGUCUCAACCCUCUCGCACCUUUUCUCUUUUUGGGAUUCUGUUUCGUUCUCUUUAACAUUUGCUCGGUUUCUUGAAACUCUUGGUAGGAUUUUGUUGUGCCGAGCUAGGGUUAGGGUUUGUGUUUCAGUGGGUAGAGAUUACUGUAACACAUCAAUGGCGGAAGAAGGGGUGGUAGCAGCCGUGAGCCCUGUUCAUUUAGAUCACAAGAGGAAGCUUGAAGAUUUGGAGCCCGAGGCCCCGGAACAGGGGGUUUCGGACCCUCCACCGGAAGAAGCCUUGGCAGACUCAAAUGCGAACUUGAACUCUGAGUCGGACAUGAAUGAGGCUCAGAAUGAUGCUCUGAAACCGCAAGAGAUCGCUGAUCCUGUUUCGGUUUCACCAGAAGCGAAGCGGCCUCGUCUAGAAGAAGAAAACGACGGUUCAGCUAUAGAGAAUGGUCACCAAGAGCAGCAGGAGGUAGAUGAACCACCUAUGGAGAAUGUGGAACACCCGGAAGGGAGUAUUCCAAUGGAGGGGAGUAUUCCAACGGAGAAUGCUGAAGAACAACAAUCUGUGGGUGAUUUUCAAACUGAGAACCAUGAAAACCAUUCCAUGCAGAAUCACCAGGCAGACAUUGCCCUGCCAUCAUCGGAUGAGAGUCUUCUGACGGAUGCCGAGCAUCCCUCUGGAGCAGAUCUUCAGCAACCAGCUACAGGGAUUCCUCAACAAACAGAUUUUCCCUCUGCACAAGAGCAGCCCACGACUGAGAUGCAGACUGUGUCACGCAAAAUGGAAGUUCCCAAUACUAAGGUUGGUGUACUUAUAGGCAAGUCUGGGGAUACCAUUCGAUUCUUGCAAUACAAUUCAGGAGCAAAAAUCCAAAUCACGAGGGAUGCGGAUUCUGAUCCAUAUUCAGAAACCAGGCCUGUGGAGCUAAUCGGAACUCUGGACAAUAUAAAUAAGGCUGAGAAGCUGAUAAAGGAUGUUAUAGCAGAGGCUGAUGCUGGUGGUUCCCCUUCCCUUGUAGCUCGAGGAUUUGGUACCGUGCAAGCUGGGGGAGCUUCAGAGCAAAUUCAGUUACAGGUCCCAAAUGAGAAGGUUGGUUUGAUCAUAGGCAAAGGCGGGGAGACCAUUAAAAAUCUGCAGACUCGAUCUGGAGCACGCAUCCAGGUACUUAUACCACAACAUCUUCCUGAGGGUGACCAAUCCAAGGAAAGGACUGUGCGUGUGACCGGCAAUAAAAAACAGAUUGAGAUGGCUAGAGAAAUGAUAAAGGAAGUCAUGAAUCAGCCUGUGAGGCCUUCACACCUCUCUGGCGGUUAUAACCAGCAAACAUAUCGCCCACGUGGGACUAAUGUUCCACCGCAGUGGGGACCCCGUGGUCCACCCCCUGUACAGCCAACAGGUUAUGAUUAUCAGCAACGAGGAAUGUAUCCUUCUCAGAACCCACAGUAUCCACCUCAGACAUAUGGUGGUUAUCCUCCACAACAACCAGCUCCAAGAAGCAGCUUUAAUGCUGGUUGGGAUCAAAGGCCAGGAGCCCCUGUGCAGGGACAUCCUCAAAGCGGUGGCUAUGAUUACUAUGGACAAGGUGGGAGCCAUGUGGGUGACGGUUCUGUGCAUGCUCCAGUCUCUACUCCUGCCCCUGCACCAACGUCGGCUGUAGGCCCUCCUGCCCAGAUGAACUAUAAUUAUGGACAGCCUCAAGGUCCAGAGUAUGGACAGCCUACCAAUUAUCCUCAAUCAGCUCCACCCCAGCAGAACUAUGGACAUGGGUAUGAUGACCAAAAAUAUGAAAACCAGCCACCAACACAGCAUGCGUAUGGAGGUCAUGGAGCAUCUCAGCCAGGGGUUUACCCCCAACAAGCUGGCACUCAAUCAGGUUAUGCCCAGCAACCGUACAACAAGCCACCUUAUGGAAUGCCAUCUCAGGGACCCCCUCCCCAAUCUUAUGGGCCACCUAGGCCUAAUCAACCUGGAGAAGUACCAUAUCAAGGUCCAAUGCAAUCAACACACUCAUAUGGACCCAAUGUGCCCCAACAGCAAUCAUACCCAUAUGCGUCAAGUGGGCCUGCUCAGCAAGCAUAUCCAUAUGUAUCCGGUCCAACCGCCAAUGACGGGUACAAUCAGCCACCUACAUCCACUGCAUCUGCUCCUGGUUAUGGUCAGCCAGGUGGUCCAGUUUCUGGUUAUGGUCAGCCAGGUGGGCAGACUCUAACUGGGUAUGCUCAGGCUGGGCCUUCUGGAGGUUAUGGACCAUACAACACCCAGCCAAGUUAUAAUGAACAGCCGGCGCAAAGUAAUGCAAAUUAUGGGUUCCAAGGACCUUCGGAAGCUGGUUACAGUAAUGCCCCAGGUCCAGCUUAUGGGGCACCACCAGCGGGUCAGGUGAGUUAUGCACAGCCAGCCCCGAACCAGCCAAGUUAUGAUCAGUCGAUGCAACAGUCAGGUGGUUAUGGAGGUGUUCUUGGAAAUGCCCCAGUUGGUUAUGGAAAGAGUUUGUCACCCCAACCUGGAUAUGGCCAAUAUGACUCGAGUCAAAUGUAUGGUGCUCAUCACUGACUCUUUUGAUAUUUGGUAAUGGGGUUGAGGGCAAACUACUGCAAGUUUCUUGGUAAUCUGUUGGCCUAGUGUUUGUUCCUUGAGUAGGGUGGAAACAUUUAGCAAAUUAAGAGGGAUUUUUAGGGCAUACUUGGUUUACUCUUUAAGAGUUGAAUAUGUUUUCUGGAUUGAUGGAGCCAUGGCAUUUCUAUAUGAUCUAUUAUUGUGUUCUAUGUUA
Molecule: messenger RNA, 2867 nt
Organism: Telopea speciosissima
Lineage: Eukaryota; Viridiplantae; Streptophyta; Magnoliopsida; Proteales; Proteaceae
Product: far upstream element-binding protein 1
Exons: 7
Coding region: 263-2650 (795 amino acids)
Biological process (GO): regulation of gene expression
Cellular component (GO): cytoplasm
Molecular function (GO): mRNA binding
Source: RefSeq, a predicted model, not a curated record